Molecule: messenger RNA, 2547 nt
Organism: Canis lupus familiaris (dog)
Lineage: Eukaryota; Metazoa; Chordata; Mammalia; Carnivora; Canidae
Gene: NUFIP1
Product: nuclear FMR1 interacting protein 1
Exons: 10
Coding region: 49-1512 (487 amino acids)
Biological process (GO): box C/D snoRNP assembly
Cellular component (GO): nucleus
Molecular function (GO): RNA binding
Source: RefSeq, a predicted model, not a curated record
AAAGCCCGUUCCGCAUUCGCACGCUCGGCUCGCUGCCUGGCGGGAGGCAUGGCUGAGCCGGCUAGCGAUUCCGUGGCUUCUGCGGGGUGGUUUCCGUCGUCCGAGCUGACCCCGGCGCUGGGGCCUCUGAGCGACCCUGCCUCGCUGCGGGACAACUGGAUGCUCUGGGCAAUGCUGCCGCCGCCACCGCCGCCUUCGUCGUCGCCUUCUCUGGGAGGGUCGGAGCCUUCCUCGGAGGGGCGGCCCUCCCGGGAGGCCCAGGCGCUCCCCGAGGCGCCCCCUCCCUUCGACGCCCAGAUUCUCCCCGGGGCGCAGCCUCCCUUCGACGCCCAGUACCCCCUUGAUGCUCAGCCUCCCCUCAACGGCCAGCCGUCCUGGAACUUCCAGGCUUCGACAUCAUGGUACUGGAGACAGUCGUCUGGUGCUUUUCGGGGGCAUCAGAAGACUCCGGUUAAUCAUUCUUAUUUUCCACGAAAAUAUGAUGCAAAGUUCACUGAUGUCAACCUCCCUCCCAGUAGAAAACAGAAAAAAAAGAAAAGAAAGGAACCAGUUUUUCAUUGUUUUUGUGAUACCUGUGAUCGUGGUUUUAAAAAUCAAGAAAAGUAUGAUAAACACAUGUCUGAACACAUGAAAUGUCCUGAAGUAGAUUGUUCUUUUAGUGCACAUGAGAAGAUUGUCCAAUUCCAUUGGAGAAAUAUGCAUGCUCCUGGUAUGAAGAAGAUCAAGUUAGAUACUCCAGAGGAGAUUGCAAGAUGGAGAGAAGAAAGAAGGAAAAACUACCCAACUCUGGCCAAUAUUGAAAGAAAGAAAAAGUUAAAACUUGAAAAGGAAAAGAGAGGAGCAGUUUUGACAACAACACAGUAUGGGAAGAUGAAGGGGAUGUCCAGACAUUCACAGAUGGCAAAGAUCAGAAGUCCCGGCAGGCAUCACAAAUGGAAAAAUGACUGUGUUGGACAGAAAGCGGCCAUUGGAUCUGGCAAUUGCUUGCGUGAUUCGAAACCUGAAGAUCCACCUGAAGCAAAUUCAGACCCUCUGGGUGUUUUAGUAAACACUGAUUCUGAAUCUGAUAAAGAGGAGAAACCACAAAGUACGGUCAUACCCAAGGAAGUGACACCAGCCCUGUGCUCACUAAUGAGCAGCUAUGGUAGUCUCUCAGGGUCAGAGAGUGAGCCAGAAGAAGCUCCCAUUAAGACUGAAGCAGACAUUCUGGUGGAAGAUGAGGUUCUUCAUAACAAUACUCCUAAGAGAUCAAGGAACAAUGUUAAAGUGACUGUUAAAAACUAUAGGAGCCCAAAGAAAAGUUUUAAAAAGACAAACCCUAAGAGGAAAAAAGAUUAUCACAACUAUCAUACCUUAUUUGAACCAAGGACACACCAUCCAUAUCUCCUGGAAAUGCUUUUAGCUCCAGACAUUCGACAUGAAAGAAAUGUGAUUUUACAGUGUGUUCGGUACAUCAUCAAAAAGGACUUUUUUGGACUUAAUACUAAUUCUGCAAAAACUAAAGAUGUAUAGGUACCAGCACUCAUGUGAAAUAGGCCCAUCCUAAAGUUAGUGGAGGAAAACCUUUUUUAAAAAAAAAAACAACUGGAUUAAUAAUUGUAGACCUUAUGAAAUAUUAUGUUGGAUUUUUAAUUCUUUCCUUUGAAUCUAUGCAAAUAAAUACAUAACUGGUUUUAAGACUCUGUCUCUAUUGUUGGGGUUUGCCUAAUAUUUGCUGGUAGAGUUCUACUUUUUACUUAUAUUUAUUUGUAUUAUUGCUGUCAGGUAAGGAAGUCUGCUGUGGGACCAGUCAAAAAUUGAAGAUAUUGGGUUAGUAGUAAAGAAAAAGACCUUAAAAAUGUUUAAUUCAGCAAACAUAAUUGAGCAAAGCUGUAGGUUACGGAGAGAAGUACAGUCAUUUCGUCUUUAUUUUAUUAUUUUUUAAAGAUUUUAUUUAUUUAUUCAUGAGAGACACAGAGAGAGAGAGACAGAGACACAGGCAGAGGGAGAAGCAGGCUCAAUGCUGGGAGCCCGAUGUGGGACUCGAUCCCGGGUCUCCAGAAUCACGCCCUGGGCUGAAGGCGGCGCUAAACUGCUGGGCCACCCGACCUGCCCCGUCAUUUUGUCUAAAUGCAGGAAAAUGAGAAUCAUCCUUUAACUGUAGCAAGGGGGAUUAUUUAAAUAAUAAACCAUAUCAAAUUAAUACACUCAAAAGGUCUUGAAAUUUAAAAUUUCCCAGUUUAUUUCCAAGGACAUUCGGAAAUUCACCUAUUGACACUAUUUAAGUAGUUCAAAUACUGAAUGUUUGGAAUAUUGACAUAGAUAAGGCCUCUGUGUAUGUUUAGAUUCACUGGAAGUGCUUCUUUUUGGUAUGGUUCAGAAUUGGACCUUUUUAAUUUCUCAAAUGUAAAGCAUGGUACUUGAUGAGGUCCAUCUAAUUUGUAGCAAAAACUGUAGUUCGUGAAAUAAUGUAAAACCUCAGUUUUAAUAUUUAAAACUGAGCAUAUUUCUUAAUUGAACCCUUUUAAAAUGUUUUUAAAUAAACAGAUCUUUUUUGAGUCUUUUUAA